AUGCCAUACUAUCACAACCUUGCUCCUGCACGCAAAGAUCCAGCAACGUAUGAUCACACCACGCCGCCAGUCAACGCACCUCUUGCGCCCAAGUUACAGCAUGCUGUACAUGAUGCCGGGUCCCAGAUCGAUGGACCUGCCGACCACCGUCCGCAGAUGGUUCCGUUCGCCACGAGGAACGACUACCGGCAGCCUGUCAACCAUUUCCAACAGCAACAACAACAGGGACACCGUCAUUAUCAGUACCAAUACCCGCAAAUGCAAGAUAGGCCUGUACAUCAUGUUCACAGCACGGCAGCACCUCAUUUACCCUCGAAACAGCAAGAAACAGCAGCAGGAAGUGCGGUCACUACACUGCUUCCCUACUGCACCGCCGAAGUACCACUGAACGAAAGUCAAGUCAUUGCGGUCACUGAUGUAGCCGGUAGUCUCAAGGAGCUCGUGCUUCUGGCGCUGAGAGCCAAAGAUGGUGACGAGGAAUGCGUGGGUAGACUUGAGGGCGCAUUGGGAAGCGAACAGGCGCUGGCUGGCAUUGUAGAUUUCUUCUCUGACGAGUUUGAGAUUGAGUAG
Molecule: messenger RNA, 570 nt
Organism: Macroventuria anomochaeta
Lineage: Eukaryota; Fungi; Ascomycota; Dothideomycetes; Pleosporales; Didymellaceae
Exons: 1
Coding region: 1-570 (189 amino acids)
Source: RefSeq, a predicted model, not a curated record